Molecule: messenger RNA, 708 nt
Organism: Lingula anatina
Lineage: Eukaryota; Metazoa; Brachiopoda; Lingulata; Lingulida; Lingulidae
Product: tenascin-X
Molecular function (GO): protein binding
Source: RefSeq, a predicted model, not a curated record
AUGAAAAUACACAAUGUUAUGAUUCAUCUAAUUCCGUUUCCGUUUCUCAAUUUCCGCUUCUUCAACCUAGUUCCCUCACCGCCGUGGAUUUGCAAUAUUGAUGCUGCACUAGAUUCAAUCAAACUCAAAUGGAGUAGAAAGGAGGAUGAACCAGAUGUCACCGAUACAGUAGUCACAUAUCGUAUACCUGGCUUUACUCAGAAAAUAACUGAACGUUUAUCUACGAGAGAACCCCAGCAGCUCUUGAUAUAUUAUAUGAUGCCAAACACACGUAUUGAAGGCUAUGUUGAACUAUUGUGCGGAGAUAAAACCAGCGACAAGGCACAUUGGUCGGCAACAACAGGUCCCAUUCAAACAGGAAAUAUACAUGUUGGCUGUAUAUCAGAAACAACAGCUCUUUUGUCGUGGGCAGAUAACGGUACUGCAGGGACUGUAGAAUAUCGUGUUGAUUAUAAAAAGAAAUCACCAUGGGCGAAGCGGUUUACGAAAGGCACACAUGUACCCAACCUGAAACUGACAGACUUAAAACCUGGGACAGAGUACAUGGUGGCAGUAUCAACUGUGAUUGACGGUGCUGACUCUGAAACCAAAACCACAACAGAAUUCACCACACGCCCAAGCAAACCAACCGGUGUAGAUCUUGCGGGUAGUCCAGCUGCGGAAUCGGCAACCAUCGAGUGGAAACGUCCUGCGCACUAUGAACAAUGA